This is a messenger RNA of Hylaeus volcanicus, 7092 nucleotides long. RefSeq names its product supervillin-like (gene Svil). The record is from RefSeq and is a predicted model, not a curated record. Gene Ontology annotation, cellular component: actin cytoskeleton; cytoplasm. Gene Ontology annotation, molecular function: phosphatidylinositol-4,5-bisphosphate binding; actin filament binding. Gene Ontology annotation, biological process: barbed-end actin filament capping; actin filament severing; actin polymerization or depolymerization. The transcript has 28 exons. The coding region runs from base 144 to 7016 and encodes 2290 amino acids. NCBI's taxonomy places the organism in Eukaryota, Metazoa, Arthropoda, Insecta, Hymenoptera, Colletidae.
UAUGUAUUUUAUAAGUAGUACUUAUUGAAUAGCUGUGAUAACGACGUAACUCAUCUGCGUCACUGGCUGCGUUCUCGAUUAUUUGUAGAUUUGUUUUGAAUCGUGAUAUGGCUGCGAUGAAACAAAAGUUUUAUUAGAUCAGAAUGGUAGCUGCUGGAGCCACAGUUUUAAUGGCAGCCAGUGAAAAAGGUUCUUUGAAUAGAACAGAAAAUAAUUCCACACGAUAUGAGAAUCAAAAUGUUUGUUCUCAUUAUAAUGACAUGCAUCAUAGUCAACAGAGCGUAGAAUGUUCAGCCAAAAAGAAUAUAACACCAUGUGCUGUGAAUAAGAAUAAGAGUCGUAACUCCAUGUUGGAUAAAAACAGUCGUCUAAUUUCGAGGACAGAAAAUAGAGAAGGUAGUAAGAAUCUUACAUUGUAUAAAACAACAACAAUUCGUGAAACUAAAGCUUCCAGAUUAAGAGCUGCCUCAAUAACAUCGCCUAAUGGGGGAACAUUACUAUCAAGAAGAUUAGGUAUGUCAGAUGCAUCAGCUCCUUUAGGCCUGCAACCUAGCACUAGUUUAUUAGUUAAAGUUGAAAAUUCAAUAUCAGGUAACAAUAGUACUAUAAAUCCUGUUCGUGAAAGAGAUAAAAGCUAUAAGCGAAAAUCAUAUUUAAAUAGAUCGCUUAAUAUGGAAACAGCAGGAGACAAUUUAAAUCAGUCUGAAUAUAACGACAGACGAACUAGAAGACAAUCAAAUAAGCAAGGCUACAUAUCUGACACAAUAUCUACUUCCAAUUCUAGUAAUCAACGUCAAGUAACAACUAAUUUAAGUAAAAAGCCACUUGAGUCAAAAACAGCUUACCAGAAAGUUAGUACUCAAUAUGUUACAAAUCAUCCAAAAACCUCUACAUCGCCUUCUGUUAAUCCUCUUGCAAGCACUAAGUAUUCAAAUAUACAACGAACUAGUGGCGGCCACAGUGAUUCAGAAGUGUCACGGAGAGUUGAUGCAUUAACAGCUUUAACAAAAUCCACGAUAGAACGUGUAGAAAGACUUACGUCGCAGACAAAUUUGUCUACAAAUUAUGGACCACAAUCGGAAAACCAUUCGUGCAAUGCUUCUCAAGGAAAUUCCGUUAAUAAUACAGAGAAUGACACAAAAAAUGCACACGUAUUAGAAUCAUCGCCAAGAAAAUGUUCUAUAUUAAAAAAAUCAAACGAUGAACAUACUCAAGAUGGAUCUUUAAGUCACCAACAUAUACCAGUUUCGAUUCUUAAGCAUAAGAUGUCUGAUAGCGAAGCCGGUCAAAGUUUGUUUAAUUCCACUCAUACAGUUUUGCCAGUAACGUUUUCGCCGUCUGUAGUAGAACCAACACCUAAAAGACAUGGUAUUUUAAAAAAGCGUAGUAGUCUAGAUGAGAGCGAGAUUCUCCGACGCCGCAGCUGUUCACCAGACAUUUCUUUUGCUGAUAAUACUUAUUCCGAAUUCAGGCCCAUAUUAAAAAAUCAAAGGCGAUCGUCUCUAGAUGAAAUUAUUAAAAGGGAUCAAAGCCCGGAUCCCCAGCCUACUUCUAUAUUAAAACGAAAAUCGUCUAGAGAGGAUGAUAGAGAGGAUCGACAAGUUGGUUCUUUAGAACCACAGGGUAUACUUAAAAGAAAAUCUACAAAUAGCCUACGAACAAGUAGCGUUAAUCAUCACGUGAUCAUUACAAUGGAUGCAACAAGUGUGAGUGGUCCUGAAAUACUUGAUAGUUCCGAGGUGAGGCCAAUACUAAAGAAAAAGCACAGUCGAGAAGAAUCGUUUGGUAGCGAUCCACCGUCUUUGGAACCACGACCGAUAUUGAAAAAAAAGUCAAGCAUAGAAUCAGAUGAACAUGAUGAUAAACCCAAGAAACCGAUUUUGAAAUGUACUCGUAAAAAUUCACAGGACGAAUGUAAUUACGAAACAGAAUCGACCUCACCGAAAAAACUGUCGAUGCUUAGAAAUCGUUCUUUGCAAGGUAGAACAAGUGGUGUGUUGGAAACUGAUCCUGUGCGACCUAUAUUGAAACAGCCCGGUGGCAGAGACAACGAAUCGCGAGUCCGUUUGAAUUUACACGAUGAAGCAAUAGUUAGCGAUGAAGUAUGUACUGAAGUAUGUACUGAACCAGCAGAUUUAUUUUUGCGAAAAAGAGCACAAUCGGUAGGGCAUGUGCAGCCUUCCACUAUUCCUAAUGAAUUCACUGAUGUACUUAAUAAACGAAGGUCUCUUGAAUUCACAUCUUUGAGUGAUGGUUUACAAGAAAAAUCACAAGCGAGAUUAACGACCAACAGUAACUAUUUAAAGACAGACCUUUCUUUAGGUGGCGAGAGUGCCAAUACUUCUGCUAUUUUUUCUGACACAUUGAAUAGUAAAAUAAAAGAUACACCUGCAGGAAAGGAUAAACAGACGGUAACAGUAUUUGAAGCUAAGCUAGAAGAUAAGAUAAACAUGCAUGGACUCUUUGCAACUAAUAGACUUGAUAAAAACACUAUACUUUCUGCUGGAAUGACUCAUAACAAGGAAUACGCGAGUGAUGAAGUAUUGUCUUUGGAAAGGAAUGAGGAUGCUACAGAUACUUCAGAAAGAAAUGGUGUACAUCGUAGCAAUAGUGUUUCCAAAAUGGCAUUGCAUUUCAAAACUUUGCAAGAAAGAGCAAAUUCUAAAGAUCAGGAUAAUCAGUCUCAGGGAACGUCAAGCAAGGGUUCGUAUGGCGUACAACGUUAUAGAGAACGAAAACUUCAAGGAAACGAUAGAUUUAAUACACAACCAGUGACUUUCCAAGAAGUACAAGAAGCAGUUUUACAAAAUCAACGUAACACUACAUCGAUUAAAAGGUCAAGUUUAACAGAAGAUAAUUCUAUUGCAACCGAUGAUGAGUUCGACCCUUCCAAAUUAAGCUUGGCAGAUCGAGUGCGUUUGUUUAAUCAAAAAAUUGAUACUGCAAAGAAUUCAGUGUCAAAUAACAUGCCAUUGGAAAGGCAUUCCCGGAGGCGUCUAGCUACUCGUUAUAAAACGCAACCAGUUACAUCUGAAGAAGUUGAAGUAGCAUCUCGGAUAUCUCCAUUGAACGUUAGUCGAUAUUCAUUAGAUAGUUCCGUUUUUCAAGAGCUUCGCAAACAAGUUAAUCUUGUUCAAAGUGAUCAGCCAAAAAGCAUUUUAAAAUCUGUGACACCCCACACACAAAUCGUGCCUCGAACGAAAAGUCCUGAACUCGAGGGUUUGAAAUUAAUAAAGUCUGUACUUAAGAAGGAGUCGGAAGAAUUAGAACAACAAACGUUUGAAAAUUUCGAUUUACCGCGUUCUAUAUUAAAAUCCAACUUAAAAUUGGAAGAGAAAAAGAUAGGAAGCGCAAUGGAAAGCAAUUAUUCUACACAGUACAACUUGGAUUGUGACCAUGGUGUGGAGAAGGAUAAUGGUACAGAAGAUGGCAUAAGCAAUGUUCGAACUGAAACCUCUCCAUCUCAAAAGGAUAAAGAGGCAAUUCGAACGUCAGAUGGCGAGACAUCUGGAAAUCAUGAAGUGUGUAAUGUAAAAAGUGAAGAUGUAUCUUGUCAACGUCAAUCUAUUUUUUCAAAGCAGACCAGGUACGGUUCAUUGUUGAAGAGCGCCAGUCAUCACAUGAUUAGCAACAAAACACACGAAAGUGAAUCAUAUAAUGCAACAAUACAACAAGAUACUGUAACACUACCAGGAUUGUAUCGUAGCGCAACGCAAACAAUAUCUGCCACGGAUACUAAUGAUGGUCCAAGUAUGAGUAUCGCAGACCGAUUAGCUGCACUUCAGCGUAGCGGUAGUACAAAUUGGAAGCGGCGCAUAGCAUCGGAGUCAUCUAAUGUAUCGGAUGGACUAUAUACUAGUUCACCCAAUAAAGAAGAACUGAGUAUCAAACAGGGUGUACUUGCCGAUUGUCUUGGAAAGUUAGGGUCCGCUACGGAAGGAUGGAGAAAAAGAAUAGCUGCAUCAGACGCAACGAAGUUUACUGUAGCUGGAAAAAUGAAGGUAGAACAGCCAGAGAAGUUAGAAUCAGGACCGUCUUCACCACUUAUCGAAGUUACAGGAAAUAUUGCGGAUAGGAAAAAGAAAACUCCUCGUCCAGAACGAUUUAAAGCAAAAAAGGGAUACGUGAAGGGUGCCGUAUCUAUGCCAAGCAGUCCAAGUAUGGAUUCGUGUACUAAGUUGCGAGGAAGUUAUUCUGAGCCUACAAGCGAUGACAGUGGUGAAGAAUGUAAAAUAGGAAAAAAUGUCUCACCUACUGUGUCAAUUCCCAAGAUAGAUGAUGAAACAUUCACUUCCUUUUUUACUGGAGUUUCAUUCGAAAAAUGUGAAGCCGAAUCUGUUGAUUUAAAUGAGACCGAUUUUGAUAUAAUUACAUCGCAAUCUGAAUUGUUAGUUCAGAAGCGCAAUGUACGGAUACAGCGGCGUCGCGGCGUAUCUAAAAAUCCCCUUAAAGUACUUGCAGCUCGUACUGAUUUGAAAUCAGAGUAUACUGAAAUACGAACUGGUAUCGCAGAAAAAGUGAUGAAACAAUUGAAUGUUGAAAAACUGGCAAAGAAUUCAUCUUUGGCUAUGGAAGCUCUGGCUGGCUUGGCUUCCACCGAAGACUUUAGUAAUGUAACGUUAAGGAACGUUGCAGAAACGAAUGUUUCGAUAAAUAAACUACAGCCAUACAAAGACAUAAUGUUGAUCUUAAUUAAAGGUAGACGACAUGUACAAGUAAGAUUAAUCGAACCAGUUGCAGAAAGCAUAAAUAGCGGUGAUAAUUUUGUUUUGGUAACAAAGUCGGAGGUUUACAACUAUGUUGGGAAAUAUUGUAAUGUUAUUGAAAAGGUUCGAGGUGCAGAAAUUGCAAUGGGUAUUCAGCAAAACAAAGACCUUGGCUCUCAAGCGUCUCAAGUUAUCACUAUUAAUGAAAAUAAAGUGACGUGUUCGAAAAGCCAAUUGCAAAAGUUUUGGAAUUAUCUUGGCGUCGAAAAUGAGGACGUGGAUGUUAUUGAUGGAGGGCAUCCUGACGAAGAUGAACUCUACGAAACAGCUAUGAUAGAUACAAAUAUGGUUUAUGAAAUUAAAGGCGAAGAAUUAGUGCCUCUUGAAAAAUAUUGGGGUGCUAUACCAAAAAUUGAAAUGCUUGAUCCAAAUAAGGUGCUAGUGUUUGAUUUUGGUAGCGAAAUGUACAUUUGGAGUGGAAAGGGAGCUUCUACUGACAAAAAGAAACUUGCAACACACCUCGCUACAGAAAUGUGGAAAGAAGGAUAUGAUUAUUCCGAGUGCGCUGUAUGUCCAAUUAGUUCGGCAUCUAUGAUCGGUAGACGCACAAUAUCUCAAACGGACUUAAAGUCUGCUAAAGUCAGACCCAAAUGGUGCUUACUUGCUAAGUUGACGCAACACGUGGAAACGUUACUUUUUAGAGAAAAGUUCCUUGACUGGCCAAAUGUUUCUGGGAUUAUACGAGUUCGGGGUAAUAAAAACCAAGAACAAGUCGAUGGAACCAUAACUAUAGAAAUGUGCAAUACUAAUACUUUAUUAGAAGAAAAUGCCACGCCCGUUGAUUUAGUUCUUGAAGGAAGUCAUUUGGGUAGAGGUACUGGUUGGUAUGAUAACGAGUUAAUGAAACAAUAUGUCAUCACAACAACAAAUGUGAAAGGGUGGCACAUCGAUGAGUUCUCGCAUACUCUCUUGGAUGAUUCAUCUAUCGGGCAAUUUUACUCUGGAGAUAGUUAUAUUAUAUAUUGGAUGUAUUCUGUUACAAUUACUGGCCGCGAACUUAGUGGUAUGCCUUCAAAACAUUCUGCGAAAGGCCGUGAUCGUUCAGUUUAUUUCAUUUGGCAAGGCCAAAAUGCAUCUUUGAACGAGCAAGGUGCCGCGGCUUUACUAACUAUCGAGUUAGAUAAUGAUCAAGCACCACAGCUACGUGUAGUUCAAGGACAUGAACCAGCUGCAUUUCUCAAUUUAUUUUCUGGAGGAAUGAUUGUACAUUCUGGGAAAAAAACUGAUACAAAACGUAACAAACGAUGGCGAUUGUACAUAUGUCGAGGUACUUUAGAGUCAGAGGUGUCUUUAAUAGAGAUCCCUUGUAGUACUCGUCAAUUAAGAAGCAGAGGUUCCCUUCUAUUACUAGACACUAAAAACGACAAAAUUUAUGUGUGGCAUGGAUCUAAUGCAUUGCCUCAUAUUAAAAAGAAUACAUGCAAUGCAGCGAAAAAGUUACAAGAAAAUCGACCCCAGGAAACUGGUUUGUUGUCUGAAGGCAAUAUAGAGAUUCUUGAGAUUAACGAAGGAAGUGAACCAGAUGAAUUCUUCAGUGCAUUAGGGGGAAUGAAUAAAAAAUUGUACGUAUCGUUAGAAAAAGACCAAUCACAGGAACAUACUCCAAGACUGUUUCAUCUAUCAAGUAUUUCUAAAGAAUUUAAACCUGUAGAAAUAUUAUGUCCUCAUCGUGCUUCUUUGCCGACUCCAUUUCCUUUUCUACAGGAAGAUUUAUAUCAAGUUAGUCAACCAGCUUUAUUUUUGUUGGAUAACAAACAUGAAUUGUGGAUAUGGCAAGGCUGGUGGCCGGAUACCGGAGCAGAGGAUCAAUCUGGUAGUAAAGCAGUCAGAUGGCAAGCUGAGAGAAGAGCAGCCAUGAUGAGUGCUAUGCAAUAUUGGCAAAACAUUCGUCCAGAAACUACAAAAUUUCCAAUUUACUUAGUGUGGGCUGGUCUGGAACCUUUGCAAUUCAUAAAUUUAUUUCCUACGUGGAGAUAUCAAGACGAUAUCGCGGAAUUAAAUAUAAAGGAUGGUCGAAAUCCUGGAGAAGUAUUGACCGUAGAAAAUGAAUUGGCUCGAUUAACAAAAAGCACGUAUCCUCCGGCUCAGUUAUUACAACGACCUUUGCCAGAAGGUGUCGAUCCUACACAUUUGGAACUGUAUUUAUCACCGCAACAUUUUCAAGAUCUAUUAGGAAUGAAUCAAGAAGAAUUUCAGGAGCUCCCAGUUUGGAAACAAGUGAAUCUAAAAAAAGAAAUAGGACUAUUCUGAUGAAACGCCCCUGCUGCCGAUUUUGCAAGCAAUAGCUGCCCCUGUAAAGCGUUUAAUAAAGUUUUUGUCAAUUGUU